AUGAAAUUCGGCCUUUUGUCUUUUGCAGCACUCGCAGUCGCCAUCUGCCAGGCAGCUCCCGCAUCUAACGCCAAGCACACGUACAACUGCACUGCGUACAGCACGCACGAUCUCAAGUGGCACUCGCUCGAUAAUGACGACUUUGGCUACUUGUCUAUAUCGAACCUCAAAGAUGAUCAAGGUCGCCCAAUUUUGACCACACUCGAGAAGGACGGUUCCCCUGCAAAGCCGGUCAAGUUUGUGCGCACGAUCUGCGAUCCGCCGGAGGGCACAAAGGGAUACAUGGGCAUUGGAAAGGGCUCCAAGUCCAAUGGUGUUAGCUUUGGCCAUAUUGCACUUGAAAGUGACCAGUCUAAGUGUGUCACAGCUACUGGCCUCGAGAAGAAGGGAAUCAACUUUGUGCUGGACAAGUGCCACAAGCAGAAUUCUGCCGUUCAGCUCAAGCAGUUCUUUGGCGAAGCGGUGAAUGGAAUUACGCUCAACUUUAUGGGACACAAGUAUGGCUCACAAGACAAGAACUACGAGUUGCACAUUGGGAAAGGCAAAGGUAACCCGAUUGAGGCCGACUUUGUCGGUUCCAAGCAAUCGAACAGCUCCGUCUUUUUCUACUGGCUCAAGUUCCCCAACCAGUAA
Messenger RNA from Malassezia vespertilionis, 633 nucleotides. RefSeq lists its product as uncharacterized. The record is from RefSeq and is a predicted model, not a curated record. NCBI's taxonomy places the organism in Eukaryota, Fungi, Basidiomycota, Malasseziomycetes, Malasseziales, Malasseziaceae. The transcript has a single exon. Bases 1 to 633 code for a protein of 210 amino acids.